GUACCUCUCUUAUCCAUACAAAUAAUACUCUGUGAGUCUGUGUUUUCCUACGGCUUGGUGAAACUGGAAAUAGUUCCCUCAAUAUUCUACAUUAUUCCAACAAAUUUAGUUUAAUACAUUAAUUUGCGUUUGUGAUUAUUAUUGAGCUUUGGUAUCUACUUAAAUUAUUACGGAAACAAGAAGAAACAUAAAGUACUGAAAAUGGUCGUCCGUCAGUAUAAUGAGGAAUUGAAGUACUUGGAGAAGAUAAAUCCCCAUUGCUGGAAAAUUAAAAAAGGAUUCCAACCGAACAUGAACGUAGAAGGUGUAUUUUAUGUAAAUAGCACACUGGAAAAACUAAUGUUGGAUGAAUUAAGAAAUUCAUGCCGGCCCGGUAUGACGGGGGGAUUUCUACCUGGCGUCAAGCAAAUAGCAAAUGUUGCAGCUUUACCAGGUAUCGUGGGCAAGUCUGUUGGCUUGCCGGAUAUACACUCAGGAUAUGGUUUUGCAAUAGGCAACAUGGCAGCAUUUGAUGUAUCUGAUCCAACUUCAAUUGUGUCUCCUGGAGGAGUGGGUUUUGAUAUCAACUGUGGUGUCAGACUUCUUAGGACUAACUUGCAUGAAAAAGAUGUGCUGCCAGUAAAGGAACAAUUAGCUCAGAGUCUUUUUGAUCAUAUACCUGUUGGUGUGGGUUCUAAAGGAAUUAUUCCUAUGAAUGCAAGAGAUUUAGAAGAGGCGUUGGAAAUGGGCAUGGAUUGGUCGCUGAGAGAAGGGUAUGUGUGGGCUGAAGACAAGGAACAUUGUGAAGAAUAUGGACGUAUGUUAAAUGCUGAUCCAUCUAAAGUCAGCCUGAGGGCAAAAAAAAGAGGUUUGCCACAACUGGGUACUCUAGGUGCUGGGAAUCAUUAUGCUGAAAUACAAGUGGUUGAUGAAAUUUAUGACAAAUUUGCUGCUGGUAAAAUGGGUCUUGAAAGAAUGGGUCAAGUUGUUGUUAUGAUCCACUCUGGAAGUAGAGGUUUUGGACAUCAAGUUGCCACGGAUGCUUUAGUUCAAAUGGAAAAAGCCAUGAAAAGGGAUCAAAUUAAUGUGAAUGACAGACAACUUGCAUGUGCAAGGAUAAAUUCGGUUGAAGGUCAAGACUAUUUAAAAUCCAUGGCAGCUGCAGCAAACUUUGCAUGGGUCAAUCGGAGUUCCAUGACAUUCUUGACUCGCCAGGCUUUUGCAAAGCAAUUCAAAAUGGCCCCUGAUGAUUUAGAUAUGCAUGUAAUUUAUGAUGUAUCACACAAUAUUGCUAAAACCGAAGAACAUGUUAUAGAUGGAAAAGCGAAGACCUUACUAGUCCAUAGAAAGGGUUCUACAAGGGCAUUCCCUCCACACCAUCCAUUAAUACCAGUUGACUACCAGCUGACUGGACAGCCUGUUUUAAUUGGAGGAUCUAUGGGAACAUGCAGUUAUGUGCUUACGGGUACUCACCAGGGUAUGACAGAAACAUUUGGAUCUACUUGUCAUGGAGCUGGUCGCGCUCUCUCUCGUGCUAAGUCGAGGCGUAACAUUGACUACAAGGAAGUUUUGGUAAAACUAGAGGAAAUGGGUAUUUCUAUCAGGGUUGCUUCGCCUAAGUUGGUUAUGGAAGAAGCUCCUGAGUCGUAUAAAAAUGUGACUGAUGUUGUUAAUACUUGUCAUGCUGCUGGAAUAAGUAAAAAAACUGUUAAAUUACGACCAAUUGCUGUAAUCAAAGGCUGAAUAAUUUUGUCCUGUAUCAACACCUAUUUAACAAUAUAAAUACAUGAGUUUUUAUACUGUA
Pararge aegeria (speckled wood butterfly) is the source of this 1783-nucleotide messenger RNA. It is a transcript of the gene RtcB, whose product is annotated as RNA-splicing ligase RtcB homolog. Gene Ontology annotation, biological process: tRNA splicing, via endonucleolytic cleavage and ligation. The coding region runs from base 202 to 1722 and encodes 506 amino acids. NCBI's taxonomy places the organism in Eukaryota, Metazoa, Arthropoda, Insecta, Lepidoptera, Nymphalidae. Gene Ontology annotation, molecular function: RNA ligase (ATP) activity. The record is from RefSeq and is a predicted model, not a curated record. The transcript has 5 exons. Gene Ontology annotation, cellular component: nucleus; tRNA-splicing ligase complex.